UACGUGUCUUGUCUGAUUCUUAUCUUAAUCUAUAUCCAAAAUGCCAGUAUACACCGUUUCUCAUGUGCAAAAUGUACGUGUUUGCGUGGUCAUGGUAGGCUUACCAGCUCGCGGCAAGUCCCUUCUUGCCCAAAAGAUCGUUAGAUACCUUUCGUGGCUCUCGAUUAAGGCCAAAUGCUUCAACGUAGGCACAUACCGCCGCCAGACAGCUUCCCAACCGGAUGCCUCGUUCUUCGACGUGGAAAACCCCGAGGGGCUCGCGGUCCGCGUGGAGGCGGUCAACAAGGCAGUGGCGGAUAUGAUGUCGUGGUACGGCGACGAAGCGGGGGUUGUGGGAAUUUUGGACGCCACCAACUCGACCAGAGUAAGAAGAGCGUGGAUCUUGAAGCUUCUUCGCGAGAACCGCAUCGAGCCGUUGUUCUUGGAAAGCUGGUGCGAUGACUCGGAGCUCAUUAUGAAUAACAUCUUGGACGUGAAGACCACCUCUCCGGACUACGCUGGGAAGGCCCCUGACUUUGCCGUCUCUGACUUUUUGGCUAGAAUCGCCAACUACGAAAAGGUGUACGAGACACUCGACAUGGAAACGGAUAAGGACUUGACGUUUAUUAAGUUGAUCAAUGUCAACGCCCAAAUCAUCAUCAAUAAAAUUGAAACCUACUUGGAAUCCCGGAUUGUCUACUACGUGAUGAACCUACACAUCAAGCCGCGGGCGAUCUGGUUGUCCCGCCACGGUGAGUCUAUGUACAACGUCAGCGGCCAGAUUGGGGGCAACGCAGACUUGUCGCCACAGGGUUGGGCCUAUGCCAAGAAAUUGCCUCAGAUUGUGGCGGACUCUGUCGGCCCUGGCGAGUUGACCGUUUGGACAUCCACGUUGAACCGAACCCAACAAACAGCUUCCAACUUGCCGUUCAAGAAGCUCCAGUGGAAGGCAUUGGAUGAGUUGGAUGCCGGCGCCUGUGACGGCUUGACGUACCAGCAGAUUGCGGAGGACUUUCCUGAGGAUUUCAAAGCUAGGGACGAUGACAAGUACGAGUAUAGGUAUCCUGGUGGGGAGUCCUACAGAGACGUGGUGAUUAGAUUGGAACCGAUCAUCAUGGAACUUGAGAAGAACGAGAAUAUCUUGAUUGUGACCCACCAGGCGGUGUUGAGAUGUAUCUACGCCUACUUUAUGAACAUUCCGCAGGAGCAGAGUCCGUGGAUGGAUAUUCCGUUGCACACGUUGAUCAAGUUGGAGCCGCGCGCGUUCGGGACUAUGGUGGAGAAAAUCAAGGCGAAUAUCCCGGCUGUGAGCACGUACAAAGAGAAAGGGACGUUUGAGCUUGGGGUGGAUGAUGCCAAGGUGAAUGACGUGAAGAAUAUCAUCACCAGAGCGUAGCCAGCGUCAGCUAUGCUCUCGAUUUCUCUUGGGUGGGGGUACAUACAGUGAAUGUUACGAAAUGUAUAGGAUGAUCACUAGGAAUUGUUUCAGAGGUCUGGCUUGUUUUAGCUAACUGGAAAAAUACCGUCAAUUAAUUGGUCAUAACCGGAACUAGGGUAACAACCUCUGGACCUAAAGUUGCAUGAAAAAAAAAAAAGGACAAACGGAACGUUCUCC
This is a messenger RNA of Babjeviella inositovora NRRL Y-12698, 1594 nucleotides long. Its product is annotated as fructose-2,6-bisphosphatase. The record is from RefSeq and is a predicted model, not a curated record. Bases 41 to 1375 code for a protein of 444 amino acids. Gene Ontology annotation, cellular component: cytosol. The transcript is spliced from 2 exons. Lineage: Eukaryota; Fungi; Ascomycota; Pichiomycetes; Serinales. Gene Ontology annotation, molecular function: 6-phosphofructo-2-kinase activity; ATP binding; fructose-2,6-bisphosphate 2-phosphatase activity. Gene Ontology annotation, biological process: fructose 2,6-bisphosphate metabolic process; fructose metabolic process.